UAAAAUUAAAUAAUUAUGCAACCAAAACCUUUUUUAUAGAAACACCUUAAUAUCUGUUUGAAAAUCAUACAAAAAAAAAAUUAUAAAAAAUAAAAUUCUUCAAAAAAUUCAUUACAUGAAAGAAAAGGUGAUUUUCUAAAGGCGACUAAGGAAGGAGCAAGCACCACCGAAAUAAGCAAUCGGUAUCGACAACAAGUUGAGUUCUUUCGGAUUCUAAGACAUUGCUAAUUACUUAAUAAAAGUGUAUGUGAUUUUUUUAUGAAAAAGUGAAAAAUAAAAGAAAAAUGAUGGAAUAAAAUAAUGAUAAAGAAAAGUUAAGGAAAAAGGAGAAUAGAGUUUCUUUGUAUAUAAUCCCGUAAAAAAAAAUUGCAAUAUUUUUGAAAGUAUGGAUUUUAUAUAUUUAAAAAGAAAAAAAAAAAUCAGUAUUUUCUAUAAUUUCUCCUUUUCUAAAAAGGUAAAAUUUCAACAAUCUUACCUGGAAUGAACACUUGAUCCAUUUGUCAUCUUAUUUAAGAUCCCCAUUCCAUUCUCCUAAACGGAAAAGAAAAUGAUACAUUUUGCAUUAGAAUUAGAAUUAUUAUUUAUUGGGUGGCAGCUUAUUUCUCACUCUAAAAUGCCUUUUCAGGACUAAGGCAAUUGCACAUUAUUAUUAUUAUUCCCUUUUAUAAUCUCCUAUAUUAGCAAACCAUUGAAAAUGGAAAUUAAGAGAAAAGAAGUAAAAAAAAAACGAUAUUGUUUUCUAUAUAACCUAUAAGGGCUAUUAUCCCAAGAAGAUGCUUCCUUCCUAUGGUAAAUCCUAUGGGAUACCACUCACUACGAGUCGCCAAUGAUCAAAAUAUUCUGAAAUUAUGUUCCCGUGAUUCUAAAACUGAAUCAAUGAUAAAAGUGAUAUAAUUAUGGCAGCUGCAUACUGUGUUAUGGUGAAAUCAUUCGCAUUGAAUUAGGGCUCCCUAAUUAACAACCCAAAUUGAAGGGAUGGAAACAAAUAAUGAUAAUAACAAAGGAAAGGCCAUUAUACAAGGAAGUAGUAGCCUGGAGAAAACGAGUGACUGCGUUUCAAAUGAAUUUCCUGCUGGUUUAAGGGUUCUUGUUGUUGAUGAUGAUCGGACUUGUCUCUUAAUCUUGGAAAAGAUGCUCCGAAAUUGCCUAUACAAAGUUACCAAAUGUCGGAAAGCGAAGGAUGCUUUGUCAAUGCUUCGAGAGGAUAAGAACAAGUUUGACAUUGUUGUGAUUGAUUUGCAUAUGCCGGAUAUGGAUGGGUUUGAGCUCCUUGAGAUUGCUGAAUUUGAAAUGGGUUUGCCUGUUGUCAUGAUGUCGUCAGAUGAUGAUCAUGAAGUUAUUAAGAAGGGUGUUCUUCAUGGUGCCUGUGAUUAUUUGAUCAAGCCUGUUAGGAUGGAAGCUCUUAAAAUGAUAUGGCAACAUGUGAUUCGCAAGAAAAAGAAUACUGCAAAAGAUGAACUCGAGCAACUGAUAGGCUUGGAAGAUGAUAUACUGCUUUUGACAAAACCUGACAGUGACGAUGAUAUGAUCCAUGGAAACUUGAAUAAUACAAGGAACUCAAAACGGAGAAGAAACAAUGAAUAUGACGAUGAACCCUCAGAUCCUGCAGCCACAGGAAAGAAGCGAAUGAUUUGGACUGAAGAGCUCCAUGAAAAGUUUGUUAGAGCUUUUAAUCAUCUUGGCCAUGAAAAUGCAGUUCCUCUGAAAAUUUUGGAAUGCCUGCAAAGAAUGAAUGUUCAUAGCAUUACUCGAGAACAUAUUGCUAGUCAUCUUCAGAAGUAUCGCAUGUAUCUACGAAAACAAGAUGACAUUCCACAGCUAAAGCAAGAACAUUUGUUGCCUUCAAGAAUGAACAAAACAUCUAUUCUUGAGCAACCUCAUCCAUCAGAUAACCUCCAAUUCUGUACAAAUACAUUUCCAUUUCCUUUGCCUUGUCACACUACUCCACAAGCAAGGCUGCGUGCACCAUUGAGUACGAUUACAAACAGUGACUGGACUUAUGAUGAUCAAGGGAAGCUUCUGUACCCUGGAAUGGUGGAAUCAAGCUACUAUCCUAUGACCAAAAACUCUGCAAAUAAUUUUCCUAUCAUCAGUAGUACCUUUGGAGCAGCAGGACCUUCGUGCAAUACAUCUUCUGUUGCCAUUCAAUCAGUUGGUAAGGAGUAUGAAUGGAGGAACAAGGAAAAUGUUGCUCAGAAUUCCAAAAGCCUUUCAGCUCUUGAUUCAUUCCAUGACUUGUAUGAGACAAAGACUGACAGCACGCCUCAGCUGAUCUAUGAGCCUUCACUUUAUCUCCAGCAUUUUGAUCAAGAUGAGAUCUUUCAUGGACAUCUUUAUCAGCAAGGUGCAGCGCCACUUGUAAUCAAAUAUAACAAUUCUACACAACUUGAUAAAUGAGCCUUCUGAGAAGACAACCGAGCCCUCUUUUUGAACUGGAUUUCUCAUGCAGUUUUUUCUUCCUUCUUCUUCUUCUUCUUCGUCUUCUUCUUCCUUGACAGCACAGAUAAAAUACUGUUUUCUAAUCAUUAAACUUGCAGUUUACC
Molecule: messenger RNA, 2543 nt
Organism: Ricinus communis (castor bean)
Lineage: Eukaryota; Viridiplantae; Streptophyta; Magnoliopsida; Malpighiales; Euphorbiaceae
Product: two-component response regulator ARR2
Exons: 7
Coding region: 976-2397 (473 amino acids)
Biological process (GO): cytokinin-activated signaling pathway; phosphorelay signal transduction system
Molecular function (GO): DNA-binding transcription factor activity; DNA binding
Source: RefSeq, a predicted model, not a curated record